Molecule: messenger RNA, 1887 nt
Organism: Sitophilus oryzae (rice weevil)
Lineage: Eukaryota; Metazoa; Arthropoda; Insecta; Coleoptera; Curculionidae
Product: WD repeat-containing protein 34-like
Exons: 9
Coding region: 331-1779 (482 amino acids)
Biological process (GO): cilium movement
Cellular component (GO): axonemal dynein complex
Molecular function (GO): dynein heavy chain binding; dynein light chain binding
Source: RefSeq, a predicted model, not a curated record
ACAAAUAUUUAAAGAUAUGAAAUGACUUCAAUUCAUAGCAGUAUUAUACCAGUGGCACAUCUAUAGAUUUAGUCUGGGAGGGGCAGUGGCAAUAUUUAAGGAAAAAAAAUUUCACAAAACACAACAACAUCACAAAAGUAUGAAUUAAUGGAAAUCCUCUAAUAAGGGGAAGAAGACAUAAACAUCCAGUGGCGUGCAGUACCAUUUACAGUAGGAUGUCAACUCUAUACAACCAAACGUUCGAUUUGACCUUUAUUGCCAGUUGCUAAGGUAACACGACCAUAACACGACUUUACCUCUGACUUUACCAUUUACAUACAAAACAUACAAAUGGUAAACAUGUCAAACAUGUUCACGGUAAAGCACAAUGAAUGCAUUGGUUUUGAAUCCAGGUGGAAAGUAAAAAAGCUUUCCACCGACACCACAACACAAACAACUGAAUUCUCUGUUUCUGAGAAAGCUUGCAGUACAUUAGAACAUGAAAGUAAAGAUGUCCAGACAAUAUCUACCGAAACCGAGACGCAUAAAGAAGUCGAUAUGGAAAAACUGGCGGAAUGGCUAAAUCGAAUCUAUCCAUCAGUGAAAAAGCAAAUUGACAACGUUAAUAACAGUAAAGUUCUCAAAAAUUAUAAACUAUUAGACGAUAACACUGAUGUCACUUGUAAACUAAUACAGCAGCUUAAAGUUAAUGCAAUAAAUGAGAAUGGCGACAAAGCGCUAUCUAAAAUAUCCUGUGCUAUUUGGAACUACAGUGGAAAAUGUCUGGCAGUUUCAUCUAAUUUCAAGCAUAAGUCAUGGUGUUAUCACCCUGGACAAGCCUUGAUCUACCCAUUUUCUAGAGAAGAAAAGUUGUCCGAAAAUCCUAAAAAAAGACUAGCAACUGAAUCUUGCGUAACCGUAUUAAAAUUUCAUCCUACAAAUGAUGAUAUUUUAGCAGCUGGUACUUUUACAGGGCAAGUUUAUAUAUGGAACGUAAGCAAUGAUAUUGAUCCAUUAUUAUGCAAUUUAUCCGUACAUGAACAAGCGAUAACUCAAAUAUCCUGGGUAAACGAUGCCGAAAAUUCCAAGAAUCUGAAUUUAGCUACAUCAAGCACAGAUGGAUUAUUGAAAAUGUGGAUUUUCUCAAACACUGAAGCGUCUUUAACGCCAAAAAUUGUUUUUAAAAUUAAACCGCCAAUAUUUGGAAAAUUAAAUCAUUCCACAACAGUGCCAAUAUCUCUCACAAGCAAAGAAGAUUUAGGAAUAAUAUGUUUUAACUUUUCCAAACACAUUCCAGAUCUAUUUAUUGUAGCCCUUGAAGGUGGCUUAAUAGCUAGAUGCUCUGUUCUGGGAAGUACUAAAAUCAAAGGACCUGAUAAAAACAUAGCAUUUGAUCCUAUCUUUAAAUACUACCAACCCCACAAAGGUGAAAUAGCGUCUGUGAAAUUUUCGUUAACGCAUAAAGAUAUGUUUCUAACUUGUGGAACUGAUGGAGAAAUUCGAAUAUAUCUAAUCGACCAAGAUGAUCCUGCACAGAUAAUAUUCACUAAAUCCGGUCAAAAUGAUCUAUCAUUUGUGCCGCACGAACAGAAGUUGUUGGCUACUUGUGGUCAAAAAGGCACUUUGGAAGUGUACAAUUUUAUGAAUGGAAAAGCAAUUGAUUUAGUUUUUAACACGAAAAUCACUAAGAGAAAUUUGACCAGUUUAGCCAUCAAUCAAAAGAGGGAAAAUUACGUGGUUAUUGGAAAUGAUAUUGGAGAUAUACAACUAUGGAAUGUACCCUGGAAUAUACUAACAUAAAUGCUACAUUAGCACCUACCAUAAACAAGGGCAGUACAACUUAUCACAACCUACUCCCUAUUCUUGUAUAAAACCCUGUCAAUAAAGACCUACAAAUUAAGUAUCAAA